This is a messenger RNA of Macrosteles quadrilineatus (aster leafhopper), 2710 nucleotides long. Its product is annotated as E3 ubiquitin-protein ligase RNF103-like. Gene Ontology annotation, cellular component: endoplasmic reticulum. The record is from RefSeq and is a predicted model, not a curated record. Lineage: Eukaryota; Metazoa; Arthropoda; Insecta; Hemiptera; Cicadellidae. The coding region runs from base 139 to 2070 and encodes 643 amino acids. The transcript is spliced from 9 exons. Gene Ontology annotation, biological process: protein ubiquitination. Gene Ontology annotation, molecular function: ubiquitin-protein transferase activity.
GAACGGAAAAAUCACAAGUUUUAUGAGGAAAUCAUGUACUAAAGUAUAAGCUUUAUCAGUAUCACUUUGAUACUAAGAGUGAAUCUACAUCAGACUGAGGAUGAUAAAAUAUUGAAUGUGGUAUGCAAAGUAAAAGUGAUGAAGUCAACAUGGACGCCUCUCUGCUUGCUGGUUCUGUACCUGGUGUUGAUGUUCAUGGUCGCACGUCUAUUAGACUUGUUGACCUGGUGUCAUCAAGGAGUCACUCCCACAGACAUGGUUGACCCACUCCUGCUGAGUGUACGACAGCUCAAACUGCUGCUAGAAAUAAGAGGCAUCAGCUACACAGGCUACUACGAAAAAAGAGAGUUAGCUCAUCUGGUUGAAUCAACAGCCGAUGUUUCCCAAGGAGAGUUGGAAGAGCUAGAUUCUCUCGUAGACUCGGAGGAGAGAGACAGACUCGUAAAGACACCUCAUACAUCUCAGUUUUCUGGAAGCGCUCACUUCUAUGAGCAGGUAGAAGACACAAAAGACAGUGUGUGGCUGGUGCAGGUGGUGGUUGGCAACAAUGAGCCUCUACUGGACGACUAUAGAUGGCGUAUGAUAAAACAUUAUGUCGCUCCCUUUGCCAUCCGCACUGGCAUGUUUGACUGCAAGCUGGACCGCAGACUUUGCAAAAGCAAAGGCUGGAAUGAACCACUGCUUCUCCUAGCAAUGCCAAAAGGGACAACACCAAAAGAUAAAGUUGUCAUUCGCACGUGCACUUACACUAAACCUCAGAAAAUCAUCAACUGGAUGUCGGAGCAGUUGUCUAUCAGGGUACACAAGUUGGCUGGUGUGACAGAGCUGGGAGACUGGUUGUCAGAGUCAGACGAGCAGACCAGUUACAACCAGACAGCAGUAGAUAGUCUGAGGGAUGUCAAGGUGCUGCUGUUGACUCAUUUGCUGCACCCUCCGCUGUUCCUGGCCGCACUCAGCAUCAAGUUUACAGGUCGGAUAAAAUUUGGGAUGAUAACUGUCAAGAAGGAGGACGAAGGUACUAUGCGGCAGAAGUUGAAGCGUCAGUUAAAUGCUCCCAGCUACCUUGUCAUCACCCCUGAGCGCACUAUAGUGUACGGUCAGAAGCAUGGGGAACAUUUUAACUUCUGGGCCAUGAACGCUCUUCUGCGGGCUGUUCAACCUGAUGCUAACGAUGUCUUCCUCUGCAGCCUUAUCUUUGCAAACAUGAUUGCCUUCUUGCAUAUAGUACAGGUUGGAGCUACCUCCUGGUGGAAACACCUGGUGGGGGGAGUGUGGACGUUUGUCAGCUACAACCUUUGGUUAUUCGCCACCUGGCUAGUGAUCCUGGGCACAUGUAGAUGGCCAAUAUUCAGUACAGCUUCUGACCAACUUCUGGUUCUCGUACGAAGUAUUGCACUUACAGAUCUUGGCAACAAUUUACGAAAUGACGUUCUGCUGCUCUUCAAGCAUCCGUUGCUCUUCAUUAUGACAUUCCUUCUGUUUGUGUUCAUGACCAAGAAAUUUGUUUUUAGCUCCCAAAAUGAGAGGGACCCUGAGGAUCGGCCAUGGUGGGAAGUUCUACCUCUGGAUUGUUUGUUUCGUCGACCUAUGGCGUCUCUGAGUCUGCCUCUUCCCCCUCCUGAGAUCCAGCUGGAGGAAGGAAUUGAGUUGCUGAUAGAGCGUCUGGCUGUGCCUAACUUGUGGCUUCAACCUUCUGCCAUUGUCAACGACUACAUCAAGGACCUCCCGGUGUGGAAAUAUCAGACUCCAACCAACGCCGAUAACGAGUCCAAGGAAAUCAUGAACCUAAUGGACGGUGACUGUCAUUGUAAAUAUGAUUCUUCUUCAGAAGAAAGCAUCACAGACAGCAAGGAAGAGUUUAGCAACUGCCCAGUAAAAGGCAUGCUGCCAGCCAGUUCAUGUGCUAUCUGUCUAGACUCUUAUCACAACAACACUGUUCUGUGUGGCCUCCCCUGUGGUCACACGUACCACAAGCGUUGCAUCCACACGUGGCUUCUAACUGACAAUCACCUCUGUCCCAUCUGUCGCUGGCCUGUCUACAAGAACAACCACCCUCGCUUCAAACAAUAGCAUUCCACCGACAUUCCUUGUCAAAAUUUACAUGUAGGUUAUAAUUUUUUUAUGUAUCGUUACCAUCCUAAGGCUUUUAUAAAAGUGUGUUCUUUCAUUUUACAAAAUGUGAUAUUAUAAAACCAAUGUAUUGCCAUACUUAAUUUAGUACAGGAAAUAUAAGUUCAAAAUUCUUUGUUUAUUAAGUUUAUAUUAAAAUGUUUAACGAUCAAACUGUUGUUUCAAAAAUCAAAACCUUUGUGUAGUAUAUACAGUUUAUAAUAUAUUGUUAGAUUCAUAUCUAUGUCUAUUAGUCCACAUGAUGUCACACUAUCUUUACCAUAAAAGAAAACAAUGAUUAAAAUGAGUAGAUAGUUUAUCCAAUGUUAAAAUUUAUUGCAGCAAAACUGUCCCAAGUUUUUCCUCUUGGUAGAUUGAGCUAGUAUGAAAAGAAAUUUUUGUUUUUAUUUCACCAAGCAAAGUGUGUGGUAGACAAAAGAGAGACAAACAUAAGUGAAUGGGCCAUUGUUGAACCCAUUAAUGAGUUAUUGUUGACAUUUUAUAGUAAUGAUUACUUAGCUUAAUUUGAUUUAAAAAAUUCCCUCAAUAAAAAAUAUAAACACAAUUCUACAUGAAAACUAACUAAUGUUGUGUAUGCUAC